Spirodela intermedia is the source of this 93-nucleotide messenger RNA. NCBI's taxonomy places the organism in Eukaryota, Viridiplantae, Streptophyta, Magnoliopsida, Alismatales, Araceae. The record is from the annotation of a GenBank genome assembly.
AUGGUGGUCCAAGGGAAGGUAGAGACCAAUAAAAGGAAGCUCCGAGAAGGAUAUGAAAAAGUUGGUAAUGGUGAGUGGAUUUCCCAUUUCUAG